This is a messenger RNA of Cucumis sativus (cucumber), 1689 nucleotides long. Its product is annotated as ribosomal RNA small subunit methyltransferase, mitochondrial. Gene Ontology annotation, cellular component: mitochondrial matrix. NCBI's taxonomy places the organism in Eukaryota, Viridiplantae, Streptophyta, Magnoliopsida, Cucurbitales, Cucurbitaceae. The coding region runs from base 358 to 1416 and encodes 352 amino acids. Gene Ontology annotation, biological process: rRNA methylation. The transcript is spliced from 2 exons. Gene Ontology annotation, molecular function: rRNA (adenine-N6,N6-)-dimethyltransferase activity. The record is from RefSeq and is a predicted model, not a curated record.
GAUCUCUUGUUUACAUCUGUAAUUUUAUCAAAACAAUAAAUUCAAAAUCAAGUAUAAAAUUAAACAUUCAAAUAUGGCCACAGCUAUUUCAGAAUCACUUCUAUGUGUUGGGUUUAAGUGAUUAUAAAUUAAAAAAAUUAAAACAUUCAAAUAUGACCGUAACUAUUUCAAAAUAUUGUUUGAAUUAAAACAGAAAAAAAGAAGAAGAAAUCCAAAAAAGGAAAGGAAGGAAAAAUCUGAAAACUAAAAAGGAAAUAAGGAAAAAGAUUAUGGAGUAGAUUUGUCAAUUUGGGGCUACAAUUACAAAGCGCCGACUGCAUAGCCAUCUGCCGAUUCAAUCGACGAGUGAAGAUUCAAAUGCUUCGUCCCCACAAGAAUCUAUGCAGCUUCAUCUAUGGCCUGAACCACCAUCAAUUCCUUCACCUUAUGCGUUCAGCAUCCACUUAUCAACACAAUCACAUAAACCAUGGCGCGAAUGGAAAUCUUCGGAAGAAAGAUGAGAACGAAGAAGCCCACUUGUAUUUCUACAAGAGUAGAGGCCAGCACAUUCUUACAAACCAACGAAUUCUGGACUCUAUUGUUCGAAAAUCUGCAAUACUUCCGACCGAUACGGUCUUGGAGAUCGGACCCGGCACCGGAAAUCUGACAUUGAAGCUAUUGGAAGCUUCUCAAAAGGUCAUAGCCGUUGAAAUCGAUAAAAGAAUGGUCGAGGUUCUUCACAAACGCGUGGUGGAGCACCAACUUGAAGACCGCAUUUGUGUCAUAUGUCAAGAUGCUUUGAAAUGUGAAUUCCCUCAUUUCGACCUCGUUGUGGCCAACAUCCCUUAUGGUAUAUCUUCCCCGCUUGUGGCCAAGUUGGUAUACGGGACAAUUCCAUUCCGGAGUGCCACGCUUCUACUUCAGAAAGAGUUUGCACGGCGGUUGUUGGCGGAUCCUGGUGAUUCUGAGUAUAAUCGUUUGGCUGUUAAUGUGAAACUGGUGGCUGAUGUGGAGCAUGUCAUGGAUGUAAGCAAGAGGGACUUUGUUCCUUGUCCUAAAGUCGACUCAUCUGUGGUGUUAAUCCGGCCCAAGAAGGAAGUUCCAGAAGUGAACCUGGAAGAAUGGCGAGCGUUCACUAGAACUUGCUUUGGCAAGAAGAAUAAGACACUUGGGGCAACAUUCAAGCAGAAGAGGAAGCUGAUGGACCUUAUGCACUCAAAUUCAAUGGAGGGCUUUAAUUCCUUCAGGGAGACGGUCAUACAGGUUCUAAAAUCCGGGGACUUUGAAGAUAAAAGACCGGUGAAGUUGUGUAACGAAGAAUUGCUACAUUUGCUAGCGUUGUUUAAUCAGUCUGGAAUUUAUUUUCACAAUAGAUCAGACCUUCAAGAUGCAGAAAGAAGUGUCUUGGCUGACGCCUAUAGUUCAGAACAAGAGUAAUUUUCCUGCUUCAUUCUCAAUGGUGAGGGAAGUAGCUUUUGAGAAGUAGAAACUAGUCUUCCUUUUGGCGUUUCACUGUACUUUCUUAUUUAUCACUUGAAUUAUAGUUCGUACUCUUCUCAGGAAAGAAAUAUCAUUUUAUUAAAGUUUAACUCGCGGCAUUUGCCUCAUGAAUUGGUAGUUUGUAAAAUAACUUAAAGUUAAAAGAUGGAGCCUAUUUUGAUUUGAUUGCAAAGUGUGUUAAUCCCACGACUCAGAUUGGCUAUUUCUCAA